This is a messenger RNA of Acanthochromis polyacanthus (spiny chromis), 3687 nucleotides long. Its product is annotated as GRAM domain-containing protein 2B. The record is from RefSeq and is a predicted model, not a curated record. The transcript is spliced from 13 exons. Lineage: Eukaryota; Metazoa; Chordata; Actinopteri; Pomacentridae. Bases 314 to 1453 code for a protein of 379 amino acids.
GAAAGGACAAAGCUUGAGAGGGCAUUUGGGGGUUUGAAAGUGAACGACUCUCCUUUCACUUUGGUCUUUUCACUCUGCUCUUUCUCUUUCCCUGUCCUGCUGUGUAGUUCUGACUCUGGCACUAUCUUCAUGUGGCACUCUGGCAUGCAUCAUUGCAGUCAAAAAGACCUUUACUCCCGUUGAUUUGGCUGUUAACGCUUUGGGUCUAAGUGCGAAAGGUAGUGCCUUAGUCAAUCAUUCAGCUGUCUUCACCUGCGGUGGCUACAAGCUUUUUGGGAUUGUUGAAGGCUAACACAGGACAGUUUAGUUGGUCAUGGAGAAAGGUAAAGGCUUGUUGAAAAAACGUGGGGCUGCGGCUGGUUCUCAGAGCUCUCAGGAUCUGAGAAGCAGCUACCCAGUAGAGAGCAGUGGUGGCGGGCUGCCAGCCAAAGUGAAGAAAAGCAGGAGCAGCAAUGGCAGCAUCAAGAAGGUGGAGGCUAGGAAGGCUUUGAGCUUGGAGGCGGCGCAGCUCGAGAUCCAGCAACAGCACAAAACCCUCACCAGACAAGUAGCCAUCAGGUCGCAGACAUUUGAUGUUGACAGCAAAGGCUUUGAGAAGACGGAGAGUACUGGCACACAAAGUAGUUUCAUUAAGCACAACAAGACAUUCCACAAGUUGUUUCCAGACAUUCCUGAAAGUGAAGACUUGAUACAUGCGUACAUCUGUGCCCUGCUGAAGGAAGUGCCCUACCAUGGUCGACUGUACAUCACGGACACCAAUGCCUGUUUCUAUUCCUCAGUUUUGCUUAAAGACACCAAGGUAGUGAUUCCAAUUUCCAGCAUCUACAUAGUGAAGAAGCAGAAUACAGCUUUGCUGGUACCCAACGCCUUGUCGAUUCGGACCACUGAAGGAGAAAAGUUUCUCUUUGUGUCGCUGCGAAACAGAGAAUCAUGUUAUCAGCUCCUGCGGUCAGUCUGUCCUCAGAUAGAGGACGGCAGCACAAAUAGUAGCCCUGUCUUCUCUUCUGCUGAAACCAGCUUUGAUAAGAGCAAACCUGUGACCUCAAGCCAGUCCAGUCUAGACGACAGCUUCGACCAGUUCGAUGGCUCUGAAUCUCAGUCUUUUCAGGACCAACCUCUCUUCAGACCACACAGAGAGGCAGUGCCUAAUGGAAACGGCUCCACAUUUAACAGCCUGCAUAUGCACCAGAGUGAUAGCUCAUCGUCAGAGGAGCUGUCUGUAUCAGGUGGAUCAUGGGUGUGGAAUGUGACUGAAAAAGCCAAGUCCCUGCUGGUUCAGAGAGAGGCCAGCACCCUCAACACACUACUCUUCAUUUACUUGAUUUUGGUUGUGCUGCUGCUGCUGUCUUCAGGAUACAUUGGUUUGCGUAUUGUAGCCUUGGAGGAACAGCUGACAUCCCUAGGUGCACUGCCAGAGUUCACCUUACAGAGCGGGUACCACAAAGACACAUAGCCUAACACUCGGCAACUGAAGGAGAGAAUGGUUGACUCAUGAUUGGAAGAUUAUUUUGGCCUCUUCCCAGCAGAACCUGGCGGGGGAUAACUUCAAUGUACUCAGACUCUGGUCUCAACAUGGCGGUUCUGUUACAUAGAGGAAGAGUGGCCAACCUGUGCAAUUUCAGAAACAACUUGUUGACUUGAAGGGCUAGACUUCCUCCCCGUGCAGUAAACUAAAGGACAUGCCACGUCUUAGUCUCAUAGAGCCAAGCCAAAAUGUAUACACACUGCCUGGCUGCAGUGUGUCUGUUGUUCAAACCAAAGCCAAACGGCUCUAACGCAGCAAGGUGCCACACUGGCCAAAUUGAUGGCCACUUUCUUGGCAGAAACUGUUCCACAUCUGUGAACUCAUGUUGUCCAUGGUCCUCUUCUACCUGAGCAUGCAGUCUGAACAGGGCUUUACCAAUCAGCAUUAGCCUGCUGUAGUGCUUAUUUUUGCACCUCGGCUCCAGAGACAUCAUGCUAUGCAUAGCCAAAGAUGCACACAGUGCACGUCGUUUGCAUGAGUGCACAGAGAUGACUUAAAACAUUUUCAUAUUUACCCCUCCAUCUCUCAGUAGUAUGUUCAAGCCUGUCUUGAUCUUUAAAUUCAUUUUUGUGGUACUUCAAAUUCCUAAUCAGCUGUGGGUUGAAAUGAUGAUGUCUGAAAUUUCAAGUUCAGAUCAGCCCACAGGGGCGAGAUACUUUCCUGAUGGUCUUAUACUUUCUCUCUUUCUCCAAUCAGUAAUGAUUGCAGUAUUACUUUCCUCGUCUUUGGCAUGAUUUAAACCUGUUUAAUGAUCAAUGCUCAGAGGUUAUUUUCACUCCAGUCUCUACUGGAUGAAUGCAUCAUCAAUGCACAAAUACUUAGUACAGUAGGAAAUGAGGAGGUUGUCUCAGAGGCAUAGACAUGUUUUUGUGUACAACUUUUCUAUGACUUCGGUCUUCAAGAGUAGAUUUAAGAUCUGUCUGGUUCAGAUGUCUUGUUGAUGUACUGUCUACCAGAAAAAUGACCAUCCCGUGUUAGAGUACAGACCUCUCUCUGUUUGACAGGCCUCUUGAGGACCAAGUGGCAUUUCUAGUUUUUUUUUUUUUCUUCUUCAGGUUAUUUAAAGUAGCACCAAUAAUGUAUUUCUAAUGUUCAUGUAUGUGUCUGCAAUAUCGACACUUGACUGAUACUGUAUAUGCAUUCUUACUCUUACCACCUGAAGAGGAGAAUUUAGAACCACACUUGCUGUACGGUCCAAGUUUUAAACAGCAAAACAAGUGGUCCCAAAAAGAAAUUUCAAUAUGCAACAAAUUAUUAUGCAUGGCAAAAUGUAAUUUAUCUUUGUGUGCAGUUUUUAAGUGGAGCUUGAUGUUUGUGGGAAAGAAAUUGUGUAAGGAAACAAAAAAAAAACAAAAUAUGUGAGUGAAAGAAAUGGCUCAAGUGAGCGAGCGCACUUUAAAAAAUGUGUUGUGCCUGUCACAAUCCAAGACAUGGAUUGAGGAAAAUAUGGCAAAGCUGGCAUUCUGUGGUAUCUGACGGUGCUAAGACCUUUUUUAAAUUGUUUUCACUCAGGGGUGGUGGGUGCUACCUGCCAAGUGGUUUUAGGUUGUCAACUUUUUUGUUUCAUUUCAGUCUUGUGCUCAUGAUGGGUUUCACAUUCUGUACGUUGUUGGUGGUUUCUCUAUCCCUUUGAGAAACACCAUUUUUCAUUGAGUUCACUUUACUAAUCGAUCCGACUGUGUUGAGCUUCUCAGAAUGCUUGCUUUUUUUUUCUUUUUCCCCUCUUAUGAUCCUUUUAAAUCAACCUAACACAUAUCCAUGAUUUAAUGUCACCCUCAUUCUGGAAGCUCUUCUUGGCAAGUUGUAGUGAAUUAAUUUACUCUUGCUCUAUCCUCAGUCAGGAGAGUUAAUUCUAAUAUUUAGCAAAGGUUUUUGUCAUCAUGCCAUAUACAGUACUGUCAGUUCUUAUAACCUCCCACCAGGGAGCAGCACACACAAUAACUGUCCUUUAAACAGACUCAAUUCAAGAAUCCUAAUGAGGGCGGAAUUUGUGUGGUUUUGCACUAUUCAAAGUGUUGUAAAUAAUUUUGUAUCAUUUGUUAAUGUCCUUAAUUCGACUAUGGUCCUAUAUAUAUUUAUUUGCAUUCUGUGUAAUUCAAAGUAGUCUCUGUGAGAUGGCUUUGCUAUUGUUCAAAAUAAAACAAUUAUUUCGAAGUAAAUAA